Salvelinus namaycush (lake trout) is the source of this 1397-nucleotide messenger RNA. Its product is annotated as early growth response protein 3-like. Bases 4 to 537 code for a protein of 177 amino acids. The record is from RefSeq and is a predicted model, not a curated record. Gene Ontology annotation, molecular function: RNA polymerase II cis-regulatory region sequence-specific DNA binding; DNA-binding transcription factor activity, RNA polymerase II-specific. The transcript has a single exon. NCBI's taxonomy places the organism in Eukaryota, Metazoa, Chordata, Actinopteri, Salmoniformes, Salmonidae. Gene Ontology annotation, biological process: regulation of transcription by RNA polymerase II.
GCUAUGUUUCCCAACAUUGAACUUCCGCCAUUAUCUAAUCAGUGCGAUUCGUCUUGCCAGCUUACCUCACCAGCUUUACCCAGUACUAUAGACUCAAUUCUUUACUCCUCCUUAUUGCCAGACUCCUUUGCCCAAAGUUACACGCCGCGCGCGCAAAAGGCACCGCGUGUCAGGAAAAGCCCCGCGGCCUCCACCGGGCCUGCCAAAGAGAAACCCUUCACCUGCCCCAUGGAGAACUGCGACCGGCGCUUCUCCCGCUCGGAUGAACUCAACAGGCACAUCCGCAUCCACACCGGACACAAACCCUUUCAGUGCCGCAUCUGUCUGCGCAGUUUCAGCCGUAGCGACCACCUCACCACCCACACCCGGACUCACACGGGAGAGAAGCCGUUCUCCUGCGACGUAUGCGGCAAAAGGUUCGCCCGGAGCGACGAGAGGAAAAGGCACGGUCGCGUGCACCUGAAACAGAAAGAGAAGAUGGAGCUGAAGCCACAAGUGAUCAGCGCGUGGCAAUUUACUCUUCCGGAGGGAAUUUGAAGAGGCACCACUACGCACACGAGUAGCUCUGUCCACACAACAUUACAAUCUUUCCGUCGAAGAUAAAAAGCUUGACAGUUCAUUGCUGAUUACAGGUCGACGUAUCAACGUUUGCGGUGUGACAUAUAGGUCGAGGGAAAUUGGUUUGACUGUGAAAGUCUCUAUAGGGAGUCUUAGAAUAAGGAUGUUUUGCGAGUUUGAUUUGCAUAAUGCUAUAUCGGAAAGUGAAUUGUGAAAAGGGUCUGCUCUUUCGACCCUCGUUUACUUGCUGCUGCUGACUCUAUGCAACACAUGCAUAACUUGAUUGUAAAACCUUCCCGAGUUGACAGCUCAACAGACACUUGUUGUAUUUCUCUGUUACAAUCAACCAAUUUGGUCAUGCCAAACCAAACACCAAGGCAUCAUAACAAAUGCCUGCAGCAGUUCAGCACCCUUUCGUCUGGACAGCUCCAACUUCAAACCUCGACGAAGAAAUAUACCAAUAAGAAAACGAACUGCAUCGAAAUUGCUGGGCUGUAUUGCACUUAUAUCUAAUUUGAGAUAUCCUCUAUCCACUAGAAAGUCUUAUAUUUUAUGCUUUCGAGGCUGUUUUAUUCCACUAACACUGCAACCAGUCAGAUAGUGGUUCUUCAAAUGCAUGUUUAUGUUCAUGUGGUAUUAUUGAAUAUAGCCAACAAAUAACUUAGUCCUCCACUUGCCGAAUGGAAGUGCAGGAGACUUCGUUUUAUGACAUGAAUGUAACACAUUAUUCUUGGCUUUAGUCACGAAGCAGUCCAUUUGUGCCAAGGUUUUGAGAAUUUAUUUUGCUUUGCUAUCAGUAUUCUAUUGAUUGGUCUUUGUGUUGUAUUUAAACAAAAUGG